GGGGGCAGACUUCCAGGGACCACAGCCGCCCAACAAGGAAGAGGAGCCGCGAUAUCAGAGAACACUCCAGCCCAGCAACAUCCACAUGAUGAAGAGGAGGAGGAAGAAGACACCGGGACUUGGUUUUGUCCCGUUCGACUCCCGUUAAAAGAGAGAAAGAGAGAGAGAGGAGAAGAGAGAGAGAGAAAGAGAGAGAGAGAGAGAGAGCGACGAUGACCGAAGUGCGUUCCUUCCUUACCUGAGCGAUGCCGGCAUUGCCGCUCGUCGUUCGGGACAAGAACAAGUGUUCGAUUCCGCACCCGAGCAGAGGACGGCAGCGCUUCACCCGCCUCUUCAUCAUCAACUCCUCACCGGCUUCUCCUCCAUGUCAGCACUUUCUCCUUCGGCCUGACAAGUCCGGAACAAGUCCAAGUCCAAGUCCAAGUCCAAGUCCGCAAGCCGCCGAGCCUCAAUAUGUACCAGGGCCAUUUACAGGGCAAAGACUCUAGGGCCGCAGAUAAGACUGUUGCCAUGGUCCUGAAGGAGAUACCCAGUAAGGCGUCGUCAGAAGGGAAGCCCCUCCUCACAGUGACUACCAAGCUGGUGGGUGAGCAACAAGAGAGCCGCCCUCUCCUGAGUCCGUCUAUUGAUGAUUUCCUCUGCGAGACCAAAUGUGAUGGACUUUCCCGUCCAGUGACGUCCAACACAGCAGUCCUGUCGUCAACGCUGGACCUGCUGGACUUGAGCGAGCCCAGCGAGCAGCGCAACAACAAGGACAGGAAGAGUCCUCUCUCGUCACGGAGCGACAAGUUGAACAGCCCUCACAGGAAGAAGACGGCCGAGACGGAGCUGAUCCACGUGGAGGUGGAGCAGAGCGUGCCCACGCCGGAGAGGGCGUCGCUGGACUCGGUUAUCAUCGCUUCGCCGCUGGAUAAAUGGGAAGACCUGAACCCCAACCCCGAGAGAAAUGGCAACAGGAAGUGGAAGUUGGAGAGACGGCGUUCUUCCAAGAACUCCUCCAGUGAAUUACUAUGGUCCAUUGAGUGUAAAACGCAACUAGAGCCGUUGAAUAAGAACAGCGUGGAAUCAAACACCAAAGCGGAGCCCGAGUCGGCUCUCGCAUCUCAACUCAACAGGCCGUAUAUUAGUGGAAGACAUGCUCGUCUAACCAAGGAUCAGCGGUGGGGCAGUGCCCUUUUGUCCAGACAUCAGUCCCUGGAGGAGGAGUUUGAACGAGCCAAGGCUGCUGUUGAGUCGGAUACGGAGUUCUGGGAUAAGAUGCAGGCCGAGUGGGAGGAACUCGCUCGCCGGAACUGGCUCACGGAGAACGAGCAAGGCCAGAUUCCCUCCACGGUCUCGCCCCAUGAGAAGGGUUACUACUUCCACACGGAUAAUCCUUAUAAGGACUUGCCCAACGCAUUCGAGGAGGGGCUUAAGAAGUCCAGAGAAGGAGACCUGCCAAACGCCGUGCUUUUGCUGGAAGGCGCCGUCCUGCAGGACCCUCACGAUUCCGAGGCCUGGCAAGUCCUGGGGACCACCCAGGCUGAAAAUGAGAAUGAGCAGGCGGCCAUUGUCUCCCUCCAGAGAUGUUUGGAGCUUCACCCCAACAACCUCCCGGCCCUGAUGGCCUUGGCGGUGAGCCUGACCAACACGGGGAUGCGCUACGACGCCUGCGAGGCCCUGCUCCGCUGGCUGCGACACAACCCCAAGUACAAGCAGCUUCUGAAGGGCAAAAACCACCUGAUGGGCUCGCCCAACUCCCAGCGCAGGAUGUCGCAUGCGCCCAGCGUGGGCCGGCAUGAAAGCGCCAUGCUACCGGAGGUCAAGGAGGUCUUCCUGGAAGCCGUCCAGCACAACUCAGACACCGUGGACCCGGACUUGCAGACCGGCCUCGGGGUGCUCUACAACCUCAGCGGCGAGUUCAACAAAGCGGUGGAGGCCUUCAACACGGCCCUGUCGGUGCGGCCCGAGGAUUACUUGCUGUGGAACCGACUGGGGGCCACGCUGGCAAACGGGGACCGGAGCGAGGAGGCGGUGGAGGCGUACACGCGAGCCCUGGAGCUGCAGCCGGGAUUCAUCCGGUCCCGCUACAACCUGGGAAUCAGCUGCAUUAACCUCGGAGCGCACAGAGAGGCGGCCAGCAACUUCCUGACCGCCCUGAGCCUUCAGCGGAAAAGCCGGAGUCGCCAGCAGUCCCACCAGGUGAUGUCGGGAAACAUCUGGGCUGCUCUCAGGAUCGCUUUGUCCAUGAUGGACCAACCCGAACUCUUCCAGGCCGCCAACAUCGGCGACCUGGACCUUCUCAUGCGAGCCUUUCAUUUAGACAUGUGAGGAAUGCUAAAGGUAGUACGCCCCCCCACCAUACCCCCCCUCCCACCCGGUAGCUCAAUGCCCCACCUAGUGGACAUGUACUGAAAUGAAGCGGCUAUCUUUAAACCCGGUUCCCUGGGACCGGUUGGACGGAACCCAAGAGCACAAGAACGGGUCCAGAUUGUAUGAACGAUGCCUUAGAGAACACAGCAAUUCCAAACGGACUCGAACAGCGGAAUUCUCACGGAGGGACCUCAUGUUUGCACACAACGGAUGACUUCUUUGGGGGGGGAACGGACAAUUUAGCGGAAAAACGGGAUUCUCUGGAAGACUCAAGAAUGGAUUCAGAGAGAAACGUUCCAGUUUCUCUUCCUGGCUUGUCGUCGUCCCCUUUUUGGAAAAACGGGAACAAACUGAAGUCCUGCAUGACUUUUCCACAAGUUUCCCUUUUUGCACUUGAGACUAAACGGAGAACCUCCCGCAUUCAUGGAAUGUUUAGCCAGCUUGUGUAAGCCUUACUCCAAACGCAUGCCGACUACUACUUCCUACUACUUCCUACUACUUCCUACUACUUCAUACUAGUUUUAUUUGGAUGCCAACACCAGGCCACGCCCACCACACCCAAAAACACACCAAGCCUCAAUCCGGUUUCACACCAUUUCAGCUCUCAGCUCGGAAUCUUUCAGCCAUCUUUAUUUCACUUCCCACUACGCUAACAUUCCAUUGGACGGAUUCAUCAUUCCUUUAGUUCUCAUCGAUCACUCACUGGAAGGAAUUGGGUAUCCGUUCACUUGAGUCGUUCAUUCAUUCAUCAAAACACCAAGUCUGGCUAAAAGAGAUGGUCGGUGAGAACCCGUGAGACCAUGAAAAUCCACUUUUGGUCAAGGACCAGCGAGUCCGUGCAACUAGUCUCCGUUGUUCGAGCAUCAGUGAGUCCGGUCUUUGUCGAGUCCUGGUGAGUCAGUGAAACUUGAGUCUUUGUUGAGGGCUCGUCUUUGUCAAGCACCGUUUAGUUUGUGAGACGGGUUUUUCAUGCAUCAGUAAGUCAGUGACAGUCCGGUCUUCGUCGAGUACUCAUGAGUCCGUGAAACCUGAGUCUUCAUUGAGUGUUAGCUUUUACGUCAGUUUGGGAAAGAUGUUUUCCGAGCACCAGUGACUCAGUGAAACUCGAGUCUUUGUUGAACGCUUGUCUUUGUCAAGCACCGCAAGUUUGUGAGACGGGUUUUGGGGGAUUUAACCUUCGCAUGAGUUUAUGAAACACGGUUUUAGAGCACCAGUGAGUCAGUGAAAUCCAGGUCUUUGUUGAGCACUCGUGAGUCAGGGAAACUUGAGUCUUUGUUGAGUGCUUGUCUUUGUCAAAAACCAUGAGUUUGUGAGACUGGUUUUUCAUGCAUCAGUAAGUCAGUGAAAAUCCGGUCUUUGUCGAGUACUCAUGAGUCAGUGAAACUUGAGUCUUCAUUGAGUUUCUGAAAGACAUUUUCCGACCACCAGUGAGCCAGUGAAACUCGAGUCUUUGUCAAAAACCGUGAGUUUUUCGAGCACCAAUGAGUCAGUGAAAGUCCAGUCUUCGUCGAGUACUCAUGAGUCAGUGAAACUUGAGUCUUCAUUGAGUGUUAGCCUCUCCAUGAGUUUCUGAAAGACGUUUUUCAAGCAUCAGUGAGUCAGUGAAACUUGAGUCUUUGUCAAAAACGGUGAGUUUGUGAGACGGGUUUUUCGAGGACCAGUGAGUCAGUGAAACUUGAGUCUUUGUCAAAAACGGUGAGUUUGUGAGACGAGUUUUUCGAGGACCAGUGAGUCCGUGAAACUCGGGUCUUCGUCGAGUACUCAUGAGUCAGUGAAACUUGAGUCUUCAUCGAGUGUUUUUGAAAGAUGCUUUUCGAGCACCAGUGAGUCAGUGAAAGUCCAGUCUCGGUCUAGCACACAAGUGAGUGAAACCUGAGUCCUCAAGUACGGGUGAGUCGGUGGAACUGGAGUCUUUGUUGAUCGCUGGUCUUGGUGGAGCAGCCAUGAUGCAGCCUGGACCGGAAUGGGAAAAGGAGAAUGGAUUUGACGCAAGGAACAGAUGGGAAUGUGGAUACUACAUUUAUACUACUACUACUACUACUACUACUACUACUACUACUACUACUAUUACUACUACUAUUUCUAUGGGGAUGUGGAUAGUAAAUCUAUACUACUGUACUAUUUCUAUACUACUGUACUAUUUCUAUACUACAGUACUAUUUCUAUACUACAGUACUAUUUAUAUGGGGAUGUGGAUAGUAAAUGUAUACUACUGUACUAUUUCUAUGGGGAUGUGGAUAGUAAAUCUAUACUACUGUACUAUUUCUAUACUACUGUACUAUUUCUAUACUACAGUACUAUUUCUAUACUACAGUACUAUUUAUAUGGGGAUGUGGAUAGUAAAUGUAUACUACUGUACUAUUUCUAUGGGGAUGUGGAUAGUAAAUCUAUACUACUGUACUAUUUCUAUACUACUGUACUAUUUCUAUACUACAGUACUAUUUCUAUGGGGAUGUGGAUAGUAAAUGUAUACUACUGUAGUAUUUCUAUGGGGAUGUGGAUAGUAAAUGUAUACUACAGUACUAUUUCUAUGGGGAUGUGGAUAGUAAAUGUAUACUACUGUAGUAUUUCUAUAGGGAUGUGGAUAGUAAAUGUAUACUACUGUAGUAUUUCUAUGGGGAUGUGGAUAGUAAAUGUAUACUACAGUACUAUUUCUAUGGGGAUGUGGAUAGUAAAUGUAUACUACUGUAGUAUUUCUAUAGGGAUGUGGAUAGUAAAUGUAUACUACUGUAGUAUUUCUAUGGGGAUAUGGAUAGUAAAUGUAUACUACUGUAGUAUUUCUAUACUACAGUACUAUUUCUAUGGGGAUGUGGAUAGUAAAUGUAUACUACUGUAGUAUUUCUAUGGGGAUAUGGAUAGUAAAUGUAUACUACUGUAGUAUUUCUAUACUACAGUACUAUUUCUAUGGGCAUGUGGAUAGUAAAUCUAUACUACUGUAGUAUUUCUAUGGGGAGGUGGAUAGUAAAUGUAUACUACUGUACUAUUUCUAUACUACAGUACUAUUUCUCUACUACAGUACGUCCUUUCUUCCAACCAAAGGUUACCUAACCUGCUGUGCUGCCUUGCUCAGCACCUUGGUGAUUGAUGGGCGU
Molecule: messenger RNA, 5444 nt
Organism: Doryrhamphus excisus (bluestripe pipefish)
Lineage: Eukaryota; Metazoa; Chordata; Actinopteri; Syngnathiformes; Syngnathidae
Gene: pex5la
Product: peroxisomal biogenesis factor 5-like a
Biological process (GO): protein import into peroxisome matrix, docking
Cellular component (GO): cytosol; peroxisomal membrane
Molecular function (GO): protein binding
Source: RefSeq, a predicted model, not a curated record